UUACACGACGAAGAAGACAACCCGGAAGAAGAAAAACAAAACAACAACAACGUGAACUUUUCUUACUGCAGGAAAGUUUUGCUUGAUGAAAGCUGACCGAGAUGUGGAAACAGCAAGUCAAACUGCGUCUGGAGGCCGCGGUGGAAGACAUAUUGUGCAUUUUUGAAAGAACUGUCGUCAAUUAUGAAGAAGAACUGAUGCGUUUACAGAAAAAUGAGCCUCAGAACAACAGCUCGGGACUGCGCACAUCAGUGUUGCCUGCAAAUAAUCAACAAAAGUUGCUGGGUAAUAAACAUCCUUCUGAAGAACUGAGGCCCAUUGUGGACCAAUUGGACCCUGAGAAACUCCAUAUAAAAGAGGAGGAACCCUGGAUUGAUCCAGAGGGAGAGGAGAUCCCUGGGAAGAAGACAGAGACCACCAGGUUUCCUUUCACGGCUGCUCUUUUGAAGAAUGAGGAUGAGGAAAGUAUCCGUCUGUUCUCACAGCUUCACCAACAGCAAGGGGAGGGCAGAGCUCCUCCAAGCAGCAGCUCAGCUGGUCACACGAUGGCAGCGACUGGUGGGGAGGACAGCAGAAGAGCAGAAACCACCAUGAAUCUAGCUCAGGAAGACGAUUUCAGCUCUUCAGAGACUGAAGUCAGCGAUGAGGAUGAAGAUGACGAUUAUGAGUGCCGUCCUGACUUCCAGUUAAAACACUCGUCUGACUCUGGGUCAAAAACUGACGACAGUGAUGUAGACUGUAAGGAGAGCAAACCUCGUAGAUGUUCUGAGUGCAGAAACCAAUUUCUGUUCAACAGCUCUCAUAGUGAUGUGACGAGUCUCUCCGGAACCAGCCUUUCAACCUGUGUGGUUAAAAUGGAAGACAUUGCAGACUUAGACAGGAAAGUUGAGACAAAACUGAAAUCGUUUAGCUGUGAUAGCUGUGGUAAAAAAUGUACCAGAAAAGCGACUCGAAAGACCCACAGAAAAGCCCUCUUUACUUGUUAUCUUUGUGGAUGGAGGUUUCACAGUGAGAUUCAUUUAGACAAGCACAUGCGAGUCCACAAACCGUUUUCUUGUGAUAUUUGUGGAUACAGGUUUGGCCACAAGUCUCACUUAAAGUCCCACUUGAAAAUCCACUCAGGAGUGAAACCGUUCGCUUGUACGGUUUGUGAACUCCGCUUCACUCGCAAUACACAUUUAAGCCGACACAUGAUCACACACACGGGACAGAAACCGUUUGCCUGUGAUGUUUGUGGAAAAAAGUUCACCCGAAAAGAACAUUUGAACAGACACAUGAGGAAACAGGGACCUAAGCACUCAUACCCAACACAUCUUAAAAAGAAGAUGUCCGCCGUCACUGAAAGCAAAGCAGUUUAACUGUGAAUAUUAAGACAUCUAAAGUCAGACAUGAAUAGAAGCUGCACAGUUCCAACAUCUGUUACAAAAACAUGAUGUUCUCGUUGAUACUUGGAGUAAUUUAUGUGUAGAUAUUUCAGGUUUUUUUUAACAAUCUUUUGCAUUGAAAUGAAUAUUUAAUACUUAAAACAUGUCUGAAAGCUCAUCACAGACCUGUUUAGUUGUCCAGUGGUCUCCGGUUUGAUGAAUCACCGCAAACUGACUGAUUAAAUAAUACCAAGAGUCAGGAUAUUUCAUUUGCAUCCAAGCAUUUAAACUUGGAUUCUCUAGUUGAACGUGGCCUUAGUUCAGUUUUUUUAUUAUUUACACUAAAUUUUAUUUUAUUUUAUGUUUUAUGAUUUGUCCGUCCGUCCGU
Messenger RNA from Austrofundulus limnaeus, 1752 nucleotides. RefSeq names its product gastrula zinc finger protein XlCGF26.1. Gene Ontology annotation, cellular component: nucleus. The record is from RefSeq and is a predicted model, not a curated record. Gene Ontology annotation, molecular function: DNA-binding transcription factor activity, RNA polymerase II-specific. Bases 102 to 1358 code for a protein of 418 amino acids. The transcript has 2 exons. Gene Ontology annotation, biological process: regulation of transcription by RNA polymerase II. NCBI's taxonomy places the organism in Eukaryota, Metazoa, Chordata, Actinopteri, Cyprinodontiformes, Rivulidae.